Messenger RNA from Botrytis porri, 1299 nucleotides. RefSeq lists its product as uncharacterized. Bases 1 to 1299 code for a protein of 432 amino acids. Lineage: Eukaryota; Fungi; Ascomycota; Leotiomycetes; Helotiales; Sclerotiniaceae. The record is from RefSeq and is a predicted model, not a curated record. The transcript has 4 exons.
AUGUUGUCCUGUGAAAGCACUCAGAAGGCAUUGUCGGGUCGCUCUCUUUUUCCUGAUGAAAAGUUCAAAAAGGAAAGGCAAACCUACGUUAAAUGCGGAGUUUUACGACCACCAGAAAAGAUUCUUAUGUCUCGGGAGCCGAAAUUGUCAGGGCUUAUCAAAACUCCAUCCAAGUCCACUGAGCUCCGUAAGUAUAUUGAGAAAAAUUGGAAUUUCAAUCCAACAAUGAUGGACUCCGAUUGGUAUGAUGAUAUGGAAAUAAGGGAACGGUCCGAAGAAUUUGAUUGGGACAACAACCUUUUCGAUGCUGUCACCCAGUUCGAGCCUUUUCACAAGGGGAGGAAACCUUCAAGCUUAUUUGAUCACGUGGCUCCCUUGUUUCAAGAUGCAGCAGAUGCACUCAAGAAGUUGAAGGGAAGACUCCACGUUGAAGUCCUCUGUGGGGACAUUAUCGAGAUAUCCAAAUGGUUCCGAUUUGGCACUUCGCCUACCAGAACUCCACCAUCAAACGAGUUUCCCACAGAAUUUGAUGGUAUUCACCUAAGUAACAUUCCUGAUUAUAUUGGUGGUAAUUUAUCUACUUUUCUACAUAUCACUCCGAUUUUGAACAAAGAGCCAACCAGCUUUGUGCAAUCCAACUGCUUGCGUAAUGCAGGAAGCUGGAAAUCCAUAGAGGCGUUUUUGGCAAAUUAUCCAUGCAUCACGAACAAGACCAUGCUAAAACAACUCACUGGUGUUGAAGUCAUGCCUCGACCUUUCAGUGUAUCACAAGAAGACUGGUCGACUUUGUUGCCUCGAAACGAAUACCAAAAAUGGUUCUACGCUCUGUUUUUUAGACUUGCAUUGCCAUACAACGUCGAAAUCUUCCAGCCUGACACAAUUAUCUUCUCACCCCUCAAUCUCAGCAUCCCCUUUCGUUUAAUGGAUGAACUUCGCUCGCGUCAUUAUCCCUCUUGUUGGAUGUCGGAAAUAGUUUUGAACAUCUUCGAAAAUAAAGUUAUCAGUAGCUGUCGUCCUCCUAGAAUGACGCCAACAUCCGUUUCGGCAUUGGGAAAGCAGCACAAGGCCAGAAACCUCUGCACCGCUCCGUUCUCUCACGAGAUGGCAACUCUCACACAAAUUUUAAUCCCACUUCUUCCUUUUAGUUUGGCAUCAUCGGCUAUCCCAGAACAGAACGAUAUUCAUAGAUAUACCUUCCCAUUUCCUAGCAUUUUCAGUUAUCAAGAAAUGCCAAAUACCCUCACACUCAUAUUCUGGAGUCACCGAUAUUUCAUGGAUCUAGGUGAGAUGGGUAGCUAG